This is a messenger RNA of Lachancea lanzarotensis, 3666 nucleotides long. It is a transcript of the gene RRP12, whose product is annotated as LALA0S08e05446g1_1. Bases 1 to 3666 code for a protein of 1221 amino acids. The transcript has a single exon. NCBI's taxonomy places the organism in Eukaryota, Fungi, Ascomycota, Saccharomycetes, Saccharomycetales, Saccharomycetaceae. The record is from RefSeq and is a predicted model, not a curated record.
AUGGACCAAGAUGAGGUAGCUCGUUCGCUCGAGCUAGAGGAUAAACUGGCCCAUAUUAGAGAUCAGAUACAUUCAAAGUUGGAAAAUCAGAAACAUGUGGCGAUCAUUCUUUCCGCUGUAGAAGAAAACAUGGCGGAUAGCAAAGGUGAUCAGCCUGCCAUGAAAAAUGUUGUCAACUAUUCAAUAUCGCUUUUGGCUAUUUUGUCUCAGGCAGUCGACCCCGAAACGCAUGAGAUUCGCGAAGCACAAAUAGCCACAUCAGCCACUUAUUUGCUGGACAUAAUGUUCAGAUAUGUGCCUAGAAAACUUCUCAGCUCCAAGUUUGCAGAAAUUUUAACCCAAAUCGCACCCUGCAUAACAGACGAGAAUGCUGGUGCGCCGCUGAUAAGACCUGCUGUUGGCUGUUUGGAGUCGCUGCUAGUUGCCCAGGAUUCACAGGCAUGGAACAAUACUCAAAACCUUGCCAUUGCACCAAGUAGAGGUCUCAGCGGUCUUUUGGAACUCUCAUUGGAUCCCAGACCUAAGGUCCGCAAGAGAGCUCAGGAUGCCGUUAGCAACAUUAUGGCCAACCCUCCUGCAUCGCCUUCUGCUGAGCAUGUUGCCGCUCCUAUGGUAGCAGAGUUUACGAUCAACGCUCUUGCUGCCGCAGUAAAGGAAGCUUCAAGUGCGUCAAAUAAAAAAAUUCGUGCCCAAGGUGGUGUCAGUGAGAUAAAUUCCAAAUCCAUUCAUGUCCUGAAGCUCUUAAAAGCUAUUAUUUUGAGCAAACAAUGGCCUGUAUCCAGGUUUGACGUUCUAUGCGACCUUCUCCUUGAGGUCUCCCGUUCCGCCGACCAGUUCCUGGUUUCCAGCGCUUUGCAAUGUUUCGAGGCAUUAUUCGAAGCUAUUGGCGAGUCUGCCGAGAGCUCAGGACUCGCUGAGGAUAAUUUCAUAAGGGUACUGAAAGUGAUUCUAUCUUUGAAGCCUUCGAAUACAGACACUCAUUUGGCAGCAGCCUGGAUGGCUGUUGUGUCAAAGGGAAUGGCCGUUUUUGGCUCCCACAAACCGGUGGAAACUUUAGAAAGCUUACCUGAGGUUUUCAAAAUCAUAUCUCAUUAUCUCUCUAGUGAAAUUUCUGAUGUCUAUCAAGGUGCAUGCCGAUGCAUUGAAAGCGUUCUAACACAGGCUAUUUCAGAGGAGAUUCUUCUUCUGCCUCCACUUGUUGACGAAAGCGUCUAUGAGAAGGUCGAUGAAACCAUAUCGUUUCUUUCUGACAUGUUUGUCGACUUUCUGUCUAUAAAGUACGCACACUGUGCGCGUGAACUUCUUGGCGUUUUAACGGCAGGUCUCAAAAAGCUUGGAUCGAGAUGCAAUCCCGAUUUUUUGGCGCCAAUCGAGAUUGUUGGAGGUUGGAGGUCCAGCGAAGAUAGCUUCUUAGAACUGCGGUCCGAGAUUGAAACCGCCAUAGGCGUUGCCAUUGGUAGUGUGGGCCCUGAUGUGGUCUUGGGCUCUCUUCCGUUGAACCUGGUCAAAGCGACCGAUGAUAAUCCUGGACGGGCUUGGCUUCUUCCAUUAAUUAGAGAUCACACAAGAAACAGCCAUCUUUCUUUUUUCGUUAAAGAGCUCAUGCCUCUAAUUACAGUUUUCGAAAACAGAGCCAAGGAUCUGCCUGCAGAAUCUCUCCAAGGAAAAGUCUUCGAGACUGUCAUCACUCAGCUGUGGUCGACAUUGCCCAGUUUCUGUGAUCUUCCAGUUGAUGUUAGAGCUUCAUUCACGGAUGAGUUCGCCUCAGAGAUCUCUUCGCUCCUGUAUGGUAAAGUGGAGCUGAGGCCUGUAAUAUGUCAUUCUUUCAAAAAUUUGGUGCAAAGCAAUUAUGACUACGCAUCUGGCCUGCAAGAACCAACUAGACUGGUCCAACAGCAAUACCCCAUCAGUGAAGCUGAAAAAACCGUAGAGUACCUAGGGACGAAAGCUUCAAACCUAUUGGCCGUGUUAUUCAAUGUUUACACUCAAACAGCUGCAAAUGCAAGGGGCUAUAUUUUAGACACUAUAGCUGCCGUGAUCAAAAUCACCCCCACAGAGGAACUUGUGAAGACUUUCAACAACGUUUGUGCAAUGUUAAAAAAGGCCUUCGAUGAAGAGCCCUCCAAGGCCAAGACAGGUCAGCCACCUGUGAAGAUGAGUGCAACACUUCUGGACCUAAUUAUCGUUAUGGCCAGUUUCGUGCCAGAGUCGUCUUACCCUGCUCUUUUCUCGAUUUUCAACAUCACCGUUAGUUCUAGUGAUGCUUUGACUCAGAAGCGUGCUUACAGAAUCAUCAACAAGCUCUCGGAAACCCCCAAAGGGUCCGAUGCGAUUCUACAGUACCUUGAUGAUAUCGAGAACGUCGUCAUUCAAAAUAGCAAAAAUGUCCACACUUCCGCCAGGGCAAUGCGUCUCAGCGCUAUCAAGAACUUAGUCGAGCUUUUGCCCUUGAAUGCUGCAGAAUUUCUGAUUCAGGUUGUGCCUGAAGUCAUUUUGGCCGUCAAAGAAAAUAAUGAGAAAUCAAGAGAAGCGAGUUUUGAUACGCUUAUAGCAAUGGCCAACAAAAUGAGUAAAGAAGGUUGUGUGAUGCGACUUUCGAAAUUGCCUGGUUACGACCCAGCCACUCCUGACCAACCAGCGAGUGUAGCGGAGUUUUUCAAGAUUACUUCUGCAGGGUUGAUUGGAGAAUCACAACAUAUGGUUAGCGCUACAGUGACAGCUUAUUCGUGCCUUGUGUUUGAAUUCAAGGAUCAAGUUUCGACCGAUAUUUUAAUGGAUAUCUACGACACAAUUGAACUAUACCUAACAUCCAACUCUCGUGAAAUCGUGAAGAGUGCCAUCGGCUUUGCAAAAGUGUGUUGUUUGGCGCUACCUGGAGAACUGAUGAGGUCUAAGAUACCUUCUCUUCUUCCAAAGCUUUUACGCUGGUCCCAUGAGCAUACUGGCCAUUUCAAGGCCAAAGUGAAGCAUAUCAUUGAGAGGCUCAUCAGAAAGUAUGGAUACGAUUAUAUGGACCAACACUUCCCCGACGAGGAUAAGAAGCUACUUGUUAACAUCAGAAAAAGUAGGGACAGAUCAAAAAGGAAAGCAGCGGAAGAUCACAGCAAUGUUCCUCAAUUGGCAGAGCCCAGCAGCAAAGGUUCACGUUUCAUGUCCGCCUUGGAUGAGGCUAUUUACGAAUCUUCCAAUGAUGAAGCUAGUGAUGGCGAACAGUCCUCAGGAAAGAAGGGUCAAUCCAAUCGCUUCAUUGUGGAGUCCAAAGAGAAUCCUCUCGACUUGUUGGAUUCACAAACCCUAGCUCACAUUUCAUCAACGAGGCCGAAGAAAUUUAACGGGAAAGCCAAGAGUAAGGGGGCUGGUGAUGACAUGUUUAGCUUCGAUGCAGACGGAAAGCUCACUGUUCAAAAUAAUGAGAGUGGAAGAGGUGAUGAGGAUAUUUUGGGCGGCGCUACCAGUGGCAUUAAUGCCUACUUAGAAGCUGUCCAACAAGGUCCUGUACGUGGCCAAAAGAACAAGCUUAAAUUCAAGAAGGGAAGUGCAGCAGGCGGUGGCGAUUUGAGUGACGAUGAGAGUCGCGACCGGCCAAGCCGCGGUUUUGACCCCAAAAACAAAAAGGUAGCUAAGAAGAGAGGUGGUCCAAAGUUCAAGUCCAAGAGAAAGCUCUAA